Emys orbicularis (European pond turtle) is the source of this 1169-nucleotide messenger RNA. It is a transcript of the gene ANAPC13, whose product is annotated as anaphase promoting complex subunit 13. Lineage: Eukaryota; Metazoa; Chordata; Testudines; Emydidae. Gene Ontology annotation, biological process: protein K11-linked ubiquitination. The record is from RefSeq and is a predicted model, not a curated record. The transcript has 3 exons. Gene Ontology annotation, cellular component: anaphase-promoting complex. The coding region runs from base 189 to 413 and encodes 74 amino acids.
GGUGCGGGGGCUAGGCCCGGACGUCGGAGAAGACGGCUCCUUGUCGGCCCGGAGGGUGGGGUAGAAGGCUGGGCCCCGCCGCCGCGGCCCCUCUGCCCCGGGGGAGCCGAGGCCGCUAACACAGCCCGGGACCGGGGCGGGUUACUCCGUAUGCCCAGCGGAUCUAUCCAUAUGCAAAUUGCACAAAGAUGGACAGUGAGGUGCAGAGGGAUGGAAGAAUCCUGGAUUUGAUUGAUGAUGCAUGGAGAGAAGAUAAAUUACCCUAUGAGGAUGUAGCAAUACCAUUGAAUGAGCUUCCUGAACCAGAACAAGAUAAUGGCGGCACAACGGAGUCAGUAAAAGAACAAGAAAUGAAAUGGACAGACUUGGCUUUACAAUAUUUGCAUGAAAAUGUUCCCCCAACAGGAAACUAGAGAAUCAGUGUUAUUUCAUGGAAUGAUUUCAAUACAAGAAGAUGUUUUCCAGCAUAUCUUCACCAUCUCCUGUCCAACUGCUUAAGGAGGAGUCAAAACCUUUAAAAACCUUCUAGUCUCAAACAGCUGCUCUACUCCACAAAAGCAAAAUACAGUUUAAAAGGCCCCAUGUAACCAAUGUAAAAUAACUGACAUCCUAAAGCUGUGGGGAGAUAGCAGAGUGCUUUUUCACUUACACAAAAAUAUUUGGAGUCCUGUUGUGUUGACAACUUCUUUACAAGUUCAUCUUAAUUGUCUUUUGCAUAUGAUCAAAGAGGUAGUUAUCACUACCUGAAAGCUGAUCAUUGAUCUCAGAAGUGAUUUGGUGAAUAUUUGUGGUUGCUUUGAUGUUUUAUAGACCCAAAGCUAUUCUUUUAUGGUUUGAUGCUACUGUUAGUUGCUCGGGUUUUGCACCAUGGUCUCUAUGAACCAACUUUUACUGCCUUUAACUUGCCUGUGACACAGGAAGGUUGUUUGGGACAGAGAGAAAGGUUAAUGAACAGGAUUAAGGGACUGAAAUUUGUCUGUAAACACAAAUGAGACUGGGAAAGAAGUUCUUUAUAAAGUAAGCAGUCUUGGAAUUUGCCUAUUCUGGUUGGAGCACAUUCCCAACACGGACAUCCUGUAGUCUGUUUGCUAACCAGCAUACUGUAAAAGAACAAUUUAUAUUAAAAGGCUUUGUUAGUGGUGACUCAAAGUAAUUGAGUCACCACCUUU